Vairimorpha ceranae is the source of this 655-nucleotide messenger RNA. RefSeq names its product atp-dependent helicase rrm3-like protein. Lineage: Eukaryota; Fungi; Microsporidia; Nosematidae. The transcript has a single exon. The annotation marks the transcript as partial. The record is from RefSeq and is a predicted model, not a curated record.
AAGGAUUGACAUCAGUGAUAAUGAUAUUUAUGAAAGGGUGAUAUUAACAAGUCGUAAUGAGCAUGCUAAUAAAAUCAAUGAUCAAGUUAUUAACAUGAUAGAAGCACCCGAGGUGGUAUAUAGUAGUAUUGAUACUAUUAUAUCUGAAGACCAGAAUGACUUUGUCAAUUAUCCAAUGGAGUUUAUCAAUAAGCAACAGCCGUCUGGAAUGCCACCCCAUAUUUUAAGGCUAAAGGUAGGUACAAUAGUCAUGUUAAUAAGGAACCUUGAUCAAAGAAAUGGAAUGAUUAAUGGUUCAAGGCUUAUUAUUAAAGAGAUGCAUAGGAACUUCUUGGUAUGUAAGAUACUUACAGGCCACAAAAAGAACAGUAUUGUUGCUAUUCCAAGAAUAGAUUUGUCACCAAGCGAAACAACACUACCAUUCCGCCUUAAAAGAAGGCAGUUUCCUAUAAUACCAGCAUUUGCAAUGACCAUACAUAAAUCACAAGGACAAUCAUACGGCCGUGUUGGUAUUUACCUUCCAGAACCAUUGUUCACACAUGGUCAAUUAUAUGUUGCUUUAAGUAGAGUUAGGAGUAAAGAUCAAUUAAAAAUUGAAAUGUCUGCCAAUUCGGAUAACUGUGUUGACAAUAUAGUCUACAAAGAGCUAUUAUAA